AGGAGGCAAUCAUCUCCAGCCCAGAAGCAGUAGAAUCAGUGGUACAGCGUCAUCCGAUCAAGCCGAGUUCACACUAGGGUGGCCGCGAGUGUUUGUGAUAGUGAAUGAAGCACGUGGAUUAUUUUUUUCGGUGAAUCAAUGAGCUGACAUUUUGGAUCAAUAAAACUGUGUUCGGUACUAAAAAAUGGUCGAAGAAAACGAAGAAAUGCAAGACUGCCUGGACAACACCCUACGUCUGAACCGGCACGAAGAAAUCGAACUACCCACACUUACAAAUGCACCAAACUCGUCUAAUCAACUACCAGCAACAAAAAACAGCACUUUACCAGGCAGGGGGACGUGGGGUAGUAAAUUAGACUUUAUUUUAUCGGUGGUGGGGCUCGCCAUAGGUUUAGGUAACGUUUGGCGGUUUCCCUAUCUGUGUUAUAAAAAUGGGGGAGGUGCCUUCCUCGUACCGUACUUCAUCACCCUCAUAUUAGCGGGCAUCCCUAUGUUCUUCAUGGAGUUGGCGCUCGGUCAAAUGUUGACCAUUGGAGGGCUAGGGGUCUUCAAGAUCGCCCCCAUUUUCAAGGGUAUUGGAUAUGCAGCAGCCGUCAUGUCAUGCUGGAUGAAUAUUUAUUAUAUCGUUUUAUUGGCAUGGGCAAUCUUUUACUUCUUCAUGUCGUUGAGGGCAGAUGUACCGUGGAGAACUUGCCACAACUACUGGAAUACUGAAUUCUGCGUCAAUCCAUACGAUAGAGGAUCUCUUCCUUGCUGGGAGCAGUCUUAUCCCAACAACACCAUAAGCAAAAUUUGCGCGGUCAACAACCACAACAUUUCCAUAACUGAACUUACAGAUCCGGUCAAGGAAUUCUGGGAGCGUAGAGCACUUCAAAUUUCCUCUGGUAUCGAGCAUGUGGGAUCGAUUCGUUGGGAGCUAGCCGGAACCCUCCUUCUGGUAUGGAUCAUCUGUUAUUUCUGCAUAUGGAAAGGUGUCAAAUGGACCGGAAAAGUUGUGUACUUCACCGCUCUCUUCCCAUAUGUACUUUUGACAGUAUUACUUAUCAGGGGUAUCACCUUGCCUGGAGCGAUGGAAGGCAUCAAAUUUUAUGUAAUGCCCAACAUGUCCAAACUGAGAGAAUCUGAAGUGUGGAUCGAUGCUGUGACGCAAAUAUUCUUCUCCUAUGGUUUAGGUCUUGGAACACUGGUGGCUCUUGGAAGCUACAAUAAAUUCACCAACAAUGUGUAUAAAGACGCCUUGAUUGUGUGCUCAGUCAAUUCGAGCACCAGUGUUUUCGCUGGAUUCGCUAUAUUUUCCAUUGUUGGUUUCAUGGCGCACGAGCAGCAGAAACCAGUUGAAGAAGUCGCUGCUUCAGGACCUGGUCUGGCCUUCUUGGCAUACCCUUCGGCUGUCCUGCAACUGCCAGGAUCUCCGCUUUGGUCAUGUCUUUUCUUCUUAAUGAUAUUGCUGAUCGGUUUGGAUUCCCAGUUUUGCACGAUGGAAGGAUUCGUCACCGCAAUCAUCGAUGAAUGGCCCCAUCUUCUCAGGAGAAGAAAGGAAAUAUUUAUUGCUAUUGUUUGUGGCCUUUCCUACUUAGUCGGUUUGUCUUGCAUAUCGCAGGGAGGAAUGUACGUCUUUCAAAUAUUGGACUCGUAUGCUGUCAGUGGCUUCUGUCUUCUCUUCCUGAUAUUCUUCGAAUGUACGGCAAUAUCAUGGGCCUUUGGGUGCGACAGGUUUUACGAUGGCAUCAAGGAAAUGAUCGGAUAUUAUCCAAUCAAAUGGUGGAAGUUCUGUUGGACAAUAACAACACCAGCUAUUUGCUUCGGUGUUUUCAUCUUUAAUAUUGUACAAUGGACUCCCGUUAAAUACCUCAACUACGAGUUUCCUCUAUGGGCGCAUCUGUUUGGGUGGUUCACCGCCUUGACUUCCAUGUUAUGUAUUCCUGGUUACAUGAUUUAUAUUUGGAUGAAAACUCCAGGGAGUAGGGAAACUAAAAUGAGAUUACUCGUCAGGAUAGAUGACGAUGUUAAGACACUGAGGGCGAAAAUGCAAGCAUCUGCCGUCUGAAUUCUCGAACUUUUGAUUUUUUAUAGGUGCCGAAGUUUCGUUAAACGUAAUUCAGUUGAGUUUAAUUAUGUAAGCAUAUUAAUAAUCCAAAUAAUUUAUUUUAGAUUAAAGUGUUAAAUUUAUGGGUUUUAAUAUAUUGUAUAGUUUUCGAGGUCUAUUUCGAAGAAGUGGACGAAUAUUUGACAAUUAUUUUUAUUUAUUGUGCAUUGAAGUUUUAAUGUUUGUUGGUUUCAAAAUAUUAUCGAUAUCAAUAUAAAUGUCUUCCAGACUUUUUUCACAAAAAACACCUCAUUUGAUUGUAUAAAAUUAAACUGAAUUGAAACAUGAGGACCAACGAAAAUCAGACCAAGUACUGCACAAAAAUUUAGAUUCUUUUUAUAAAUUCAGUUAGACAUGUGAAAGCAAAUAUUGAAAAACUAUUUAAAUAAAAUUGUAGGAAAAAAAACAAUUCACGUCCCAUUAGUCUUUACACCAAAUCAGUCGAAACAUUUCAUUAGUAGGUAUUUCAUGAAAAUCAAAUGAGGAUAGGUACAUAUAUGAAGGUGUUCAAGUGAAAAAUGUCAUAAACGUAGUUAAAUAUUCAAGAUAUUUGAUGUGGUGUGAAAAUAUAUAUUUGUGGCUUCAGUGUUUAAGUGUUUUAAAUUUUCUAAAUUUUAAACUAUAAAAAUACGGGCUUGCUUAUGUAAUCAGAUUUCACAUUUAAAUAGAAAUAUUAACUACAUAAAUUAUUUGAAAUUCUAGUACCAAACUGUUAAAGUCACGUGUUCUCACGGCCUAAUUUUAUUGGACUAAAAACAGAUGGAUUAUUGAUUUAUGAAUGACCCAUUUGUUUGAAGUUCACCUUUGUUGAAUAUAUUCGAAUCUUCCAGAAAUGUUUUGAGUACUUUGCCACAAAGUGGCAAACGUAGCCUAAUUAGCUUUAUAUUAUUAUAUAUUUAUAGUGAAUGACAAUAUAUACUAUUAUUGUGGCUUCAGAGAUUCUGAAAAUGCGUUAGUAAAAACUAUAGACAAUAUGCUGAAACUAGGAUUGAUAAAGUAUUCUUGAAAUCUCAAUGUUUCAGAAGAAUCUCAUUAAAUAACUAACUUUUCUCUGCAGUGUGUCAUUAAAUGAAAUAUAUUCAUAUCAAAAUAUUUCGCUCUUCCAUAAAUGUUGUGAAUUGUGAUUAGCGUGAAAGUAUUGAAAAAAUAUGUUUUUGAUAUGUUAUUUUGUCUAUUCAUAUACCAACUAUAACGAAAUAUUGUAAAACAAUUCAUAUCAAUAGAAGUUUGUGAUUUAAU
Coccinella septempunctata (seven-spotted ladybird) is the source of this 3325-nucleotide messenger RNA. Its product is annotated as sodium- and chloride-dependent GABA transporter 1. The record is from RefSeq and is a predicted model, not a curated record. NCBI's taxonomy places the organism in Eukaryota, Metazoa, Arthropoda, Insecta, Coleoptera, Coccinellidae. Gene Ontology annotation, cellular component: membrane. The transcript has 10 exons. The coding region runs from base 185 to 2047 and encodes 620 amino acids. Gene Ontology annotation, biological process: sodium ion transmembrane transport.